Molecule: messenger RNA, 1392 nt
Organism: Dermacentor andersoni
Lineage: Eukaryota; Metazoa; Arthropoda; Arachnida; Ixodida; Ixodidae
Product: lipopolysaccharide-induced tumor necrosis factor-alpha factor homolog
Molecular function (GO): zinc ion binding
Source: RefSeq, a predicted model, not a curated record
GUUCGAGCUUCCUAUUGGUUCUAGGUUCAACAGCGCUGCAUUAUAUUAUACCAGACGCCGUCACAGAAGCACGCAAAGAAAAAAAGAAAGGGCCGCUUCUGGGUGUUGGGUUCGCAGACGGUUGGCCCGUUCGCGCGGCAUCGCCGGUCGUCCACUCGUUGCGGGUGCCUCGCGUUGCCUGCGCGCCAUCUCCAGCAGUUCCGCUCUGCGAUUCUGGUGUUUAUCGGCCACGCCAGCAGCUCCCAAAGGCUUCCUCUCGAGGAGAACUAAACGUGCAGCGGCAUCCAACCCCGGUGGUCUCUCCGAUCCGACUACACCCUAUAAAGGUCAUGGCGUACACUCCGGCCCCAACCCCGACCGUGAUAGUGGUGCCUACACAGUCGCUGACAGCCACGCCGAUGCAGAUGCGCUGCCCACACUGCUGCCAUGAAAUCAUGACGCAGACAAAGAAGACGGUCGGCCUGUGCACCUACAUCAUGGUCGGAGUGUGCUGCUUCUUCUGUUUACCCUGCUUCUGGGUGCCCUUUGUGGUGGACGCGUGGAAGGACACCGCCCACAGCUGCCCCAACUGUCACAUUACGCUGGGAGAGCGCCGGAUGCUGUGAACGCGACGGGACACCGGCCGCCGCCGCCGCCUACGUUAACAGGAAACGGCGCACGGACUGACGCGGCUUCUGCUGUGCGUUGCUGACGGCGAGGAUGACGUGCGGCGGAAGCAGCGGCGACGACCACGUGUCCGCGCUAACCUCGCGCAAGCUUGUCACGUUCACGUGCCAGAGGCAACUCGUGGACUCUGCGUUUUGUGCGCGUGCGAAGAGGGUAGAGCUGUGCGCGCGCAAUGGCUCAUUCCCGCUGCUGUAUUCGUCCGUCUCGUGUGGUCGGCGUCGCACACGCAGACAUAGAGAAAGGCAGUAAUCCACGCCAGUAGGUCUGUCAUACUGAGAUUCCUAAGCGGCGCUGAAAAGGACAAGGGCAGGUGUAAGAACGACCACACACGUUCUCAUAUCCGUCCUUCUCUUUUUAGCCCUACUUAGGAAUCGCAGUUUGACAGGUAUAGAGAAGACGCGAGGAAAAAAUUUGUCGUUCACCUGAACUUUCCUUCGCACUAGUAUUGUACGAGUACUUUGCCUUCAUCAUUUCUGCGGAACUAGUAUGUGUGGUUGCACUAUAAAAAAUGUGCCAGUGUUUGAGCUCAGAAAGAAAGCAAGUGAACGUAAAGGCUACGCGUUUUCAGGAAAUCACAUUUCGGCAAUAAUCUCCCGUAAAUUCUAUUCAGUAACUUACGUUGUGAUUAACUUGGAGACAUUCUUCGUGGACAUUUUCGUUUCAACUGGUGGCAAUUAGUUCGGCAUCUUCCUUGAAGACCACUCUCAGUAAACAUCUUGCAAUUGA